This is a messenger RNA of Didymodactylos carnosus, 3786 nucleotides long. The record is from the annotation of a GenBank genome assembly. NCBI's taxonomy places the organism in Eukaryota, Metazoa, Rotifera, Eurotatoria, Philodinida, Philodinidae.
UGACAUGCGCAGUUUUAUGUUGUCAUGUUUCAGUAAAGUAUUAAUAAGUUUGAUAAAUAAACUCGUACAGGGCCAUGCUACAUCUCAUUUUGUAGAGCAACGAAAUCUCUACAAUUAUGUGUAUUUGAGAUAUAUUUCAGGUUGCCAAACAUGAAACUAUAAAUACUGUUCCAAGUGGCAUCACGAAAAAUACAUAGAAUUUUUUUUCCAAAUUAUUAUAAGUCAUAUAAUAACUUGAAUAUGCAGAAGAGUGACAUGGAUUAUGAAAGUAGACAGUGUGGGGUGUCGAACGGUAUACACAUGAUUGGGUUAGGUUUUGGCUUGAUUCUACACGAUUGUAAUUUUGGUAUAGGAGGAGCCCCCUUAAAACAUGUCCAGUCUAUGAUUUUCUAAUUUAAUUUUCUCUCACGGUACGCAACAGAAUUUGAUAAUAUAUACACCAUUGGAUAGAGGAAGUCUUCCUCUACAAACCUACAUAUAUCCCGUUUUGUGGUCAAAACAUCAUAGUCGCCAUUGAAUAGAAUCCUGUGCAUGGAUAAAAAAAUGAAGAAUAAUUGAACAAAUACGAAAAUACUGUUUUUAUUCGCUAAGAUAUUUUAUUCUAUUUUAUUUUUAUCCGGUUAGUGGUGCUUCUGUAAUGCUUAACGAUAAGAUUGAUUUCUUUACGCCAUCUGGAUAUACAUACAAUGGGAUGGAUCGGUCUAUACUACUCAGAACAGGUUUUGUAGCUAUAAUUACUAUGGAUUAUUUAAUUACGAGUAUUUGUGUUUUUCUUUCUAUAAAAAUCAUAAAAUCAUCCAGGUUAAUUUCACGUACUUUUUCCACGAAAUGCCGUUCAACUGCUGACCUCGAGGGAAACGCAGAAUUAUUUAGAUUUUAUAGUAUCAUUUUUUAUCACUAUACAUACUGUUGAACAAAUGUCUGUUAUUGAUCCGAAUCAAUAGUACCGACUGCCGUAGAUGAUUUUGAUUUUGAACGUGUUAUAGCCCUCAAUAACAGACACACGAUUGCCUAUUUUUAUCAUCUAACACAUUCUUUUCAUAUCACCUCGUUUUUGGACUCCACCAACCGAUUAUGAUACCGAAGAUGUCAUUGUUAAUGCAGUAGAUAGUUUCACUUUUUUCAUAUCAUUUAGAUGCUCUUGACAGCAUGUUUGUAUAUGAUGAAAUGUCUUUCCAACGCAUCAAUCUGCAAAAGAAUUAUAUGUAGCAUCAUAGACCGCGGUAAAUUCUAAAACGUCCGAAAUCCGGCCUUUAAUCUUAAAUUCUUGACUUAUUUUAUUCACAGUUGUGUAAAUAAUUCUGACUUAGUUUUGUGAAACAUACUGUUUUCUCAAAUGCUGUAUCAGCUCACCACAAAUGUAGCUCUUUCUAUCAGUACUACGUACUUUUAGAAUCAAAUAGUCUUUUUGUGAUUAUCUAAGCACAAAUGAAACACUGCUAAUCCUCCCGGUUCUAGCUCAAUCUCAUGGCUAAAACUGCGGUUUGAGCGAUUUUGAACUUUUUUUCAUCAGAUUUACUUUAUUUUUCUUCUAACGUUUUGGAAAUCCUUAGAAACUGUAUGUUAUCUGGAAUUUGUUACAGUUAUGCAAGGUGGCACCACCCAUCUUGGAAAUGACUUCGAAAACCGAAAAGAUAUUUUAGAAUAUAGUAAAACGUUUCUAAGAAUUGAGGAACCGAAAAAUGUGUUGGAGAAAAAUACUGAAAAACGGAGAAGAAUAUCGUCUGUGACCCUUCAGACCUCAAGCUUCUUCGAACCUCGAAAGGGGUGCCUAAUAUAUCUUUUUCGUUCUUGCGUAUAUCCUCUUUGAUUUUUAAAUAGCAUGCAUGUACAUAUACUCUUCUUUUCAAAAUGACACAUCUUGCAGAUCGGUGCGAUAUCUUAUUACAAAGUUAGAAGUUAUUUAACAGCGUGUAAAUACACCCGGUGUUUACUAUUGACGAUGAACCAUCGGCGAUGGUUCAUCAUCAAUAGUGAACAUUAUUUCUAACAUUUUUUGAAAUAAUUAUUGCAAAAAAGUUUGAAGAGAGAAAACAAGAUUUCAUCCACAAGUACUUCUGAAUAAUAGUUCAGUAAUUGUAAAUAUAUGUUGUAGGCAAACUUAAAAUUCAGUCAAAUUUAAAAUUUGCCUGUUCAUAAUUAAAAUUUUAAUUUUGCCUAGGUAGAUUUUAAAUUUGAUUGAAUUAUAAGUUUGCUUACAACAUAUACGUUAUUCUUAAAGUAGCUUAAGAUUAAGACAUAAGUACGGUAAGUAUCCUUCUAGUCGGUAAAUAAAUGGUUACUUUAGUUUAACCAUUCUGCCAUUUCUAAUUAAGUCCUUCCAUACCAUUUCUAGCAAAAAGUAUUUUAAAGAAAGCCUUGAACAGCCUUUCGCUAAAGGAAAGCGUUAUUGGACAAAAGUAUUGGCACAAAAAUCGUUCAGCAUCAAAUUGUGCGUAAAAGAACCGAAGGAAUUUUCGAUAUUUCUUAGAGUCGAUUUUUAAAGCCCAAAACACUGGUUUUUAAAGUUUAAAUUUUCUUAAAAUUUAAUUUAAAAAUUGAGUUUUAUUAAUUUCAAAAAGUUCUUCGGUUGUUUGAUGCUGAACUCUUGUUCCCACAGUUUUCCUUGAAAAUGCUUCCUUCGACCGAAACUUUGUUCAAGAUCCUGGGCGACUUUGCGCUCCGGGACUCUGAAAACCGACCUGAAAAUCUUUAUUUUUUUCGAUUUUUGGGACGUCUGUUCGAUUCUGUAUGUCAAAGUAUCUAUGUUCUACGAGUUGAAGAUUUUCUGAACACUAUCUUCUGGCUCAGAAGAAAAGAAUGUAUCGUCAAAAUUUGAGCGCCCUUUCUCCGCAGUACAACAUCUCAGUAUUUUCAAUUUUAAAGAUUGAUCUUAAGAAAAAUAGUUACAGCAAACUAUUAUGUCACAGAAAAAAAAAUUUCUAGAAAACUACAAGUCCAUAAACCUCCAAACUCUUUUCAUGCAUAUUUUGAAAUAUCCUCUACAAUGUUACAAAGUUUGAAAAUCUAAAUGGGAAGAGUCCUCCCCCCUCUUAAAUGCCAUCAUUAAUUUUAUUUCAUUUCUCACGGGAAUUUUAGAGCUUUUCGACGACUCUCCUUAUCGUAAGACAUAGUACUAUUGUAUAAAUGAACUUCAUCUUAUGAAAGAAGGCAAGAAGUUCUCUUUGUGACUAUAAUACCCAUAGUGAGCAUCGAUCUACGCUUUUUGCUUCAUCCAAAUGGAAACUCGAAACAUUAACAAUACCAAGACUAGUGAAUAUAAAAGAAGAGUUUUUUGAAAUCUUUGCUGAGAGAUUAUCAUUCAACAGUAAACCGACCACAUUCAAACCCGAAAAAUUCGCUAAAAAAUUUUAUUAACAAUUCAUUAUCUCAAUACUCCCAAUACAUGAUGAAUGAAAUUAGAAUAAAGUGGUACUCUAUCUUCUUUAAAGGCUUACCGAACAUGGUUUGUAUUCUGGUACUAAACAUUCAGUAUGUGCUAUUCGUUGGACAGCUCCCGAAGCACUCGCACAACAAACGUAUAGUUCCAAAUCGGAUGUAUGGAGUUACGGUGUUCUUCUAUGGGAAAUUUAUAAUCUGGGUGCAAUGCCCUAUGGUCAAAUGUCCAAUGAAUUUAUUCGUCGUCGUAUAAUGCAAUUUUCAAGCGAACCACUCUUGUCGCGGCCGGUAUAUGGCUCACAAAAUAUGUAUAAUCAAUUAAUUCUAAGGUGUCUGACAAAAGCCUUGCAACUGAGACCGACGUUUUCUGCAUUGAAACCAUAUGUACAAGUACAUUUAAAAACAUAA